This is a messenger RNA of Uranotaenia lowii, 5296 nucleotides long. RefSeq lists its product as uncharacterized. NCBI's taxonomy places the organism in Eukaryota, Metazoa, Arthropoda, Insecta, Diptera, Culicidae. The coding region runs from base 1141 to 4500 and encodes 1119 amino acids. The record is from RefSeq and is a predicted model, not a curated record. The transcript is spliced from 2 exons.
UCAUCGUUGCCGCCAAAAGUGACGGCACGAGGAAAAUUUUCACUUCUGUUAGCCAUUUUCGUAUCGAGUUGCGUACUGCGUAGAAGCAGAAAGUUUGUAUUUGUACUGAAAACUAAAUGUUUGAAGUGUUCCGUUUUGCUAAAUAUUGUUGAUUUUUGGAAUCAGGAGCGUAGGAUCAUGUAGGUAUACAUGUAGUUUAGAGUGGCUCGUUAUUAACUUUUGUAUUUUAGUAUCAGGCAAAAACGCUGAUAUUGGAUUGACCAUCUCUGUUGAACAGAGCGCUAAAAGUAGCAAAUCGGACUCUUUGCUCUCGAUACGAGGUUGAACUGAGUUGUAUUAGGGCCGGAAUAGCUAGGGUCACUGAUUUGUAAGUUCUAACCUAUAAAACCAUUUUGAACCAUGUUUGUAACAACUUAUCAUUUGUUCCGUAGAAUUGAAGCAUCACUACAAAACUAUAAAUAUAGUCUGCUAUCAGUACCAGUGCAUCGCUUUUCAUUUGCCGCCCUAUCACAACAUUCUUCAAUUAAAUCAAAUUGAAGUCGAAAUUCGUCGAGCAACUGGGAAUCGUCGAAAUUAACUUUACGUUCGAGGUUCGCCAACAAAGAUGGAACGAGAAUUUCAACCCAAGACCGGAACUGGUCCGGAAGCUGACAACGACACCACUAUUGUCGAUCAAAACUCCAGCUGCGUGGCUUGCAGCAAACCAGACAGCUUUGACGAUAUGGUUGCCUGCGACUUGUGUGAUUCCUGGUGGCAUCAGUGUUGCGCGGGAGUAACCAAGUCAAUUAAGGACCGUGAUUGGACAUGCCCCAGAUGUUUGCCGGUUCCAAGUCGAGCAAACUCGAUUAGAUCCACUUCGUGGACUGGGUGUCCAGCAGAACGAGCAACGUUUCGGAAAGGCUCGAAGGAGCUGUUGGUGGUGUCGACGAGGGGCGUACCGACGCCCAGCCGAUUGAAGCUGAACAGAUUCAGCAAGUAAAUAGUGUUGUUCGCGAGCUCAAUAGCAAGGUGGCAAACUGCCAGAAGGAGCCGGAUCCAUUGUAUGCGAACUGGAAAGUUAUCCUGAAGGCGUGCCAAAUUCAAAAUAACGCUUCAGUGAGUGGCACACCCUACACAGGCACAGUGCCAAAAAGCACCCGAAUGCUGGCUCCGCCGAUUGCUCCCCGUACAUUCGAGCAGUAUGAGCGUCGAGAAGAAAAUGUCUUUCCUGACAGCACGGAAUAUUCUAUGCAGAACCAAUGUAGUUAUCGGAAACAUCCGCAGGUGGAACCCGGAUAUAACGCACCGGUGCCGCAACACAUAGCACCCGAACGUGAUGUAAUGCCAAGCAAUUUGACACCCUCGCCACAGGCAGGCUUGUCUGGCAAUCGAAUUCAACAUUCGUCAAUUGUUUUGAGCACACCAUCGGCAUCGCAGAUUGCUGCCAGGCAGGCACUUUCGCGAGACCUCCCAAUAUUUUCCGGCAAUCCAGCUGAUUGGCCGGUGUUUAUCGCCAACUACAAUUAUACCACAGAGGCGUGUGGAUUCAACUGUGGAGAAAAUAUGAUCCGCUUACAGCGUUGUCUGAAAGGUCCUGCGUACGAGGCAGUCAGAAGCAAGCUGGUCAUACCGUCAUUGGUUCCUGCGGUUAUCGACGCGUUAGAGAUGCGGUUUGGGCGUCCCGAAUUGUUGAUCGAGACUUUCAUCAACAAUGUGAAAUCUACGACGCCACCCAGAGCGGAUCGUUUGGAAACCCUAAUAGAUUUUGGGGAGAAGGUGCAGACUCUUUGCGACCACAUAAUUGCUGCCGAUCUGACUGAUCAUUUGGCCAACCCGCAAUUGAUGAAGGAUCUAGUUGAAAAAUUGCCCCCUGACUACAGAAUGAAGUGGGCCGAAUUCCGUGAGCCACUGUCGAAAGUAAAUUUGCAAACGUUCCGAGAAUUUAUGAAUCGGAUUGUCAAGAAUGCUUACCGUGUAACUGGUGCAAGGUCGUUUGUUGAAGAGAUGAAAUCGGUGAAGCGCGACCGAGGAAAGAAUCUAAACUACAGCUUCAUACAUUCCAAAACCGGGGGGAGUGACUCCGGCCAGUCAGCCAAAGUCUCAGCCGAUGAGCGGAAGCCAAUUGAAUGUGCCGUUUGUGGGAAAAUUAAUCAUCGAGCCAGGGAGUGCGAAGCAUUCCAAGCGCUGUCCGUAGAUGAACGCUGGACACGUGUACGGAAUCUUGGACUCUGUCGUACGUGCCUUUACGGACAUGGACGUCGCCGAUGCAGGAGUACAAAACGCUGCGGAAUCAAUGGCUGUGAGAAACGGCAUCAUCCGUCGCUGCACUCCGACCGGAAAUCACAAGAUGCAGCUACGACGACGGUGGCGUCGCUGCAUGCUGCUAUGAACCACCAAACUGAUGGUGCUGAUCCAACAUUAUUCUUCAGAAUUUUACCUGUGACGGUCUAUCAAGGUCAACAUUCUAUCGACACAUUCGCCUUUGUCGAUGAGGGGUCGGCACUUAGUAUGAUGGAUACCGAGCUAGCUGAUAAGCUUGGACUUCGAGGACGAAAGCAACCACUUUGCCUUACGUGGACGGCACAAGUAUCCAGAACUGAACAAAACUCCCGAAGAGUGUCAUUUGAAAUUUCUGGUCUGGGUAAACCGAAAAGGUUCCGAAUGACAAAUGUUUGCACCGUUGAUUCAUUGGGCCUGCCAGUGCAAAGUUUGCCCAUCAGCGACUUGCAAGAACGAUAUCAAUACCUUCGAGGGAUUCCGGUUUCUGGCUACCAGAAUGCAGUGCCCCAGAUAUUGAUUGGCGUGGACCAUCUGAGACUGGUCGUGCCUCUCAGAGUUCGAGAAAGAGGUCAGCAAGAACCAACUGCAGUUAAAACUCGUCUCGGUUGGAAUAUUUACGGAGGACAAGGAAAUUCGAAGCUUUUCGCUUUGAAUCUGCAUCUGUGCAAAUUUAGUUGCAGCACGAAUUUUCAAAAUUCAAUUGAAGGGUACUCUGCUAUCGAAGAAGCAAAAGCAGAAGUUAAGCCCACAUUGCAUCAUGUGUCAGACCAAGAUGCCCCUGCAGUGUCUUUCUUGAAAGCCACAACUGUCCGUGUGAACGAUCCAUUGUUGGAGGCUAGCGUUGGAGAACAAGUCGACGAACAAGUAAGAAGAAGUCAUGCGCAUAGCGCUACCGUAGCCGAGCUGACAAUAGCAGAUCCGCGGAAGAUGCUAUAUCUGCCACUCAAACUUGUGGCCAAUCUGAGGAAGCCGAUGAAAAUCCGCCAGCCUUGGGCAGCUGCCGCUCCAGUGGAUGAUAUCGUCCCGAAUACCAUGCUUUUCGAGGGCUCAGAACUCCUGACAUCACUGCUGGCGAUCUUAUUGCGUCUCCGGCAUCAUGUAGUUGGUGUGAGUGAUUAUACGCAAAAGAGAUGUCAACAAGUUAAUAUUCGCAAUGAAAAUCGAGAUGUCCAACGAUUUUUCUGGCGUAAGGAUCCGACCAGGGAACCAGAAGCGCGUUUAAUAGAUGUGAUUGUUCCUAAAUAUUGCGACAAAAUCCUUGCUGGCAAUUUUCUGACCGUUGAGGAGCUAAAGCUGAUUUCUGCUAAGAUGACGGAAGUGCACCGAAGUGGCAGCGCCCAGCCGCGAAACGUUAGCUCCAAUAGUACGGCAGAAAAGGAUCAUCAUGAUGAACGACCUAAGACGACAACUUAUGUCAGUGAAAACGAAGCGGCUACACCAGUACGAAUUUUAGUGGAAGAGACGAAAUGUGAAACCGUCACUUUGUUCUCCAAGCCGAAAGAGAAUAUUUUGAACCGGGUGCAAGACAGUCCGAAAUCAACUAUUCGAGAGACCAUUAGAUGUGCGACGUUGCUUUUCGAGGUUCUUCGCACACUUUCUCUACGUAUUGUUCGAGGAGAGGUUCUUAGCCGAAAAUGGUGGUGGUCAGGCGAAGGAUGGAAAGAAGAAAGAAGCGAUGGUAGCUUCAAUCAUUGGCGAAAGUGGCUCCAAACUUUGUUGGACGUGCGACGGGCUACGAUACCGGAAGAAUGUACCCACGAUCUCCUGAAACGAGCAUGGACUAAGGUGAAAAAGAAAUUCGAGCAGUUCUGGCGAAGGUGGGUUUUGGAGUACCUGCCAACACUAACCAAACGUACUAAGUGGUUCAAUGAAACGAGAGAUAUUGCGGUAGGAGAUGUGGUACUCAUAUUCAAUGAAGGAAAGCGGAAUUCCUGGGAGCGAGGAUUGAUCGUAGAACUCAUCGCUGCAUCGGAUGGACGGAUUCGACAAGCCUGGUUUCGAACGGGCAAUGGUGUAUAUCGGAAGCCGAUUGCUAAGCUAGCAAUCCUUGAAGUGUCGUCUCGAGAAAAUGGUUCCAGAGAGUUGCCUGACUGCGAAGGUGGCUCCAUAGUGAGCAACGAUGAAGGCGUGAACGAGGAUUCCGGAAGUGAUGAAACCGAGGCCAGCCGUAGGUUCCAUCGGGGGGAGAAUGUUGGAAAACUGGCCACCGUGCCAGUCCGCGGUUUUUGCAAAAGUCGCUGAGAAAUAACAGCGAAAACUAAACGUCAUCGUUGCCGCCAAAAGUGACGGCACGAGGAAAAUUUUCACUUCUGUUAGCCAUUUUCGUAUCGAGUUGCGUACUGCGUAGAAGCAGAAAGUUUGUAUUUGUACUGAAAACUAAAUGUUUGAAGUGUUCCGUUUUGCUAAAUAUUGUUGAUUUUUGGAAUCAGGAGCGUAGGAUCAUGUAGGUAUACAUGUAGUUUAGAGUGGCUCGUUAUUAACUUUUGUAUUUUAGUAUCAGGCAAAAACGCUGAUAUUGGAUUGACCAUCUCUGUUGAACAGAGCGCUAAAAGUAGUAAAUCGGUAAUAUUUGUUAAUUUUAUUCUAUAACGCCACAAAUUACCCAGAAUAUUGUCCACAGGACUCUUUGCUCUCGAUACGAGGUUGAACUGAGUUGUAUUAGGGCCGGAAUAGCUAGGGUCACUGAUUUGUAAGUUCUAACCUAUAAAACCAUUUUGAACCAUGUUUGUAACAACUUAUCAUUUGUUCCGUAGAAUUGAAGCAUCACUACAAAACUAUAAAUAUAGUCUGCUAUCAGUACCAGUGCAUCGCUUUUCAUUUGCCGCCCUAUCACAACACAGUAUCAAAUUGAUUAUCUCUGUAUGAUGAUCAUGGUCGUCCAUUCGGGAAAACCCAACGCGUCCAGGUGAAAGAAUAAUUAAAACUCGAUUUGCAUUGAUUGCAGUUUAUCUAUACAUCAGCGAGCACCGGCAAUAAAAACAAGAGAGCCCAUUUUCGAAGCAACGCUAAUUUGAAUUUCCUUCUUUUUUAAUUUCUU